UGUUGUCUUAUUUUUGGCUUCCUGCGGACGCCGUAGUUUGAGUCGCGUUGACAACUUUCUAGCGUUUCGUUGUCUGCGGGUAAAAAGGAUGGAGGGCCUCUCAGCUUUGUGUACCCCAGCCCUGGUUGUGGAUUUGGACAAAGUGAAGAGAAACGCUCAGAGAAUGAUCGAACGCUGCCAGAAAAUGGGGGUCCAGCUUCGCCCACACAUGAAGACUCACAAAACCCUUGAGUGUGCAGACAUAAUGACUGCCGGAUCCAGGAGGUGUAUAGUUGUUUCCACCCUGGCGGAGGCCUUUUUCUAUGCUGAACAUGGAUUUGAUGACAUCCUCUAUGCCUACUGUCUCCCAUUUGAUAAGAUGGAGCGCUGUGCCGCACUGUCAGAGAAACUGGAUCUUUUCCAAGUUCUACUGGACCAUCCUGAUGCCCUUGACCAGCUCAAAAAGAGGCCACUGAAAAACGGCCGCCUGUGGCAUGUCUGGCUCAAGCUGGACUGUGGCAAUGGGAGGGCCGGUGUGCUUCACUCAGAGCCAGGGGCGCUCCAGCUGGCCCAAGCUAUUGCUGGGACAGAGGGUGUGGAGCUGACAGGAGUGUACGCUCACUGUGGGAACACCUACACCUGCAAAGGGUUGGAGCAAAUACAGGCGGUCGCGCAGGAAACUACCAGCUUUGUUCUGGAUUUCAUGGAAAAGUUGAGAGCUGCUGGCAUCACAUGUAAGUCCAGCAUCGGGUCGACUCCUUCUUGUAGUCACCCAGUCAAAGACAUGGCAAAGCUGGAUGAGGUGCAUCCUGGAAACUAUGUCUUUUAUGAUGUGCAGCAGUCUAUUAUUGGCUCAUGCUGUCUGGACGAUGUGGCCGUGAGGGUUUUAUCAGGAGUCAUCGGACACUGUCCUCACAGGAACCAGCUCCUGAUUGACUGCGGAUGGAGUGGAAUCAGUUUGGAUGGAGCAGGAAAACUUUCCACAGGAUACGCUGUAAUAGAAGGACAUCCAAAUCUCAAGUUGUUGUCUAUGACUCAAGAGCAUGGAAGAGUGGAGCCGAUCUCAGGUUUACUGGAUUACAGCAAAUACCCUCUUGGCUCUUUGCUAACAUUGAUCCCCUAUCAUUCGUGUGCAACAGCCAUGAUGCAUCCUGUCUAUCAUAUUCAUAGUGACGGACAUCUGCUGGGGAAGUGGACCCCCACUCGUGGGUGGUGAAGCCUAUCCAGCUGUCAUACAAUAACUUCUCCGUGGGAUAAGUGUGUUGAAACUUUUAGGAAAAAAAACUCAACCUGUGUAGUUGAGUUCCAAAUAAUGGAAGAUCAAAUUAAAUAAAUAAAGUUUAUCAUUCCAAGAUCUGUAGAUAUAUUUUGAUCAAAUAAAAGCAAAUAAAAGUUUGAAUGCACUGUCAUGUAACAAAAGUCAUAACAAUGCUGUUUCUCUGAAUUUUAUAGAAUUUCAUGGUGUAAAAUUAAAUUAGACUGCACGCGCUUUAGUAAUGGAAUCAGCAACUAAUCCUCAGCGUAUAAGAGAAUUUUAUCUGCAGGUUCAUCAACUUUAGCAGUUUGAUUCUGUGGUUGAAAUUAUUUCAUAAAUGUUUUAUGGUGAGAUUUUUGAGCUCAUGUCUGCAUGUUUAUGUUAUGUUAUAGUCAUGCAUGUUACUUUUGAGUUGCUUGUAAAACAUUUACAUGUGUUGAGUGAAAUUCCAGCUUAAGCAGAGCAUCUUUUCAUGAUGAAUAUAUGAAAAAUAAUGUAAACUAUGCAAUGAUAAUUUUACAUUUUCAUAGUUAAGAAUGUGUGUAGUUGUGGAACUUAAUAAAAUCACUUCCAGGAAUGUCUUAAAAUUAUUGUAAUAAAAUUUAGCUCCAGAUUA
This is a messenger RNA of Oryzias latipes (Japanese medaka), 1850 nucleotides long. RefSeq names its product D-serine dehydratase. The record is from RefSeq and is a predicted model, not a curated record. Gene Ontology annotation, molecular function: D-serine ammonia-lyase activity. Gene Ontology annotation, biological process: D-serine catabolic process. Lineage: Eukaryota; Metazoa; Chordata; Actinopteri; Beloniformes; Adrianichthyidae.